AUGGCUGCAGCCUCACAAACUAUCAAGCAACAGAUCUGGGAAGGCUGCCUGCCACUACAGAUAAAUCUGUCAAAGUCGGAAUGCAGAGUGUUCGACAAGGCCGAUCCUUAUUUUAUAUCAUUUCCUCGUCUUUCAUACCUACCAUUUCUAUUACCCAGGCUACUCGACUUCUUCAAACCCUACCUUAUUGGCUCUGAUCCCGUAUACCCAUAUCAAGGCUGGUUCUCAUUUGAAGGGCUUCCGCUGAAAUGGCAUUACCCCGUUGGCUUGCUAUACGAUCUAUACGCCAGCACAGAGCCAGCACCAGAGCAAGGUGAUGAUAAGGAUAGAAGGUAUCCAUGUCGGGAAACCCUUCCUUGGAAACUAACGUUACAUUUUCAAGACUGGCCUGAUCAGGAACUUGUUGGUCUUGACGAGCAGGGGAGGGUUAUGCAUGACUUCUUUAUGAAUAGUGUCAAGGAGGCGGAUUUUGUUCGCAACGGUACAGGGAAGAGCAUUAUGACACUUUCAAGAGAAGACUCAAAUAACCUUUGGACGUCCAUACAAGAACGGUCCGAGAAGCCAUCUAUUAAGGUCGUUCAAUCCCAAUUUCCACCAAAAAUCUCUACAGUGUCGGCGGGAACUGAGAAGCAAAUUCAAACGAUUGGAACCGCUCUUCAUUCUGUAGUUCCUAGCUUGUUCCCAGACGAUAAGGAUACAAAUAUGGCUACACCAAUAUUACAUGGAGCCGCAGUACCAAUGAGUGCACCGCUGGAAGAAAUGGCACGGUGUGCAGCAUAUGCUGAUGGAUGGCUAAAUAUUGUAGUCUGGAUGCAUGGAUGA
Molecule: messenger RNA, 822 nt
Organism: Trichophyton benhamiae CBS 112371
Lineage: Eukaryota; Fungi; Ascomycota; Eurotiomycetes; Onygenales; Arthrodermataceae
Product: autophagy protein Apg5, putative
Exons: 3
Coding region: 1-822 (273 amino acids)
Biological process (GO): nucleophagy; autophagosome assembly; C-terminal protein lipidation
Cellular component (GO): phagophore assembly site membrane; Atg12-Atg5-Atg16 complex; cytoplasm
Source: RefSeq, a predicted model, not a curated record